AAAAGCAAUAAAUCUGGACCUCCAACUCCUGUCUCUAAUGUUGGUUCUCCUUCUCCUCUUACACCUGCAAAUUGCCGUUAUGACAGUUCAUUGGGUCUUCUAACCAAGAAAUUUAUCAACUUGAUCAAGCAUGCUGAAGAUGGUAUGCUUGAUCUUAACCAGGCUGCAGACACUUUGGAGGUGCAGAAAAGAAGGAUAUAUGAUAUAACAAAUGUGCUUGAAGGAAUUGGUCUUAUUGAAAAGAAGCUCAAGAACAGAAUACAAUGGAAGGGUGUUGAUGCUUCUAGACCUGGAGAAGUGGAUAAUGAUGCUGCCAUUUUAAAGGCAGAAACUGAAAGCCUUUCGAUGGAAGAGCGAAGAUUGGAUGACCAAGUUAGAGAAUUGCAAGAAAAGUUAAGGGAUAUGAGUGAAGAUGAAGACAACCAAAAAUGGCUUUUUGUAACUGAAGAAGAUUUAAAGAGCCUACCCUGCUUUCAGAAUGAGACCCUCAUAGCAGUUAAAGCUCCUCAUGGCACCACCCUGGAAGUCCCAGAUCCUGAUGAGGCUGUGGACUAUUCACAAAGGAGAUAUAGAAUUAUACUCAGAAGCACAAUGGGUCCAAUUGAUGUCUACCUCGUCAGUCAAUUUGAGGAGAAGUUUGAGGAGAUGAAUAGUGUUGAACCAUCAAUGGCCAUCCCAGUUGCUUCAAGUUCAGGCUCAAAGGACAAUCCGGCCAUGGAGAGAUCAACUCUUUCAAACAGUGUUACUGAGAAUGAAGUACAAACACAAAAUGUUGAUCAAUUGAGUUCUGAUCUUGGUACUUCACAGGAUUACGGUGGUGGAAUGGUGAAGGUUGUCCCUUCAGAUGUUGAUAAUGAUGCAGAUUACUGGCUCCUAUCAGAUGCACAUGUUAGCAUCACAAAUAUGUGGGAGGCAGAUCCUGCAGUUGAAUGGGAUGGGGAAAACUUGCUCCAUGAAUUUGGAAUAGCUGAUCUAGGUACCCCAAGGGCACAUACUCCGUCUGCUGUUACUGAUGUACCAACCCCAAUGAACGUGCCACCAAGAUGAGUUAGGCUCUCGCGGAUAAGCUGAAUUUGGAAAUUCCAGUCUAAUUUAGUCAGAAACAAGAAAUCACCCGUCUAUUUUUUGCUGUUUUGCUCCUUAGAUCCCCAAGGGAACUGGACAGUGUACUUAUACAAAGCCCAAGGACUGAGACUCUGUACAGUUGCGGAAUCUGCUUGACCCCUUUUACAUGGUUGAUACUUGUAACCAAACAGAACAUGCUGAAGGUGCAAAAGGUGGAGUUAAAAGAAUGGGAAGGAAAUGUUGGUUAUUUAUCAAAUGCUUGCUCUUAACACCCUCCUCCCCCAUUGUCUUUGUUUUUCCCAAGCAUUUAGGCUAUGUGGGAGGUAGAAGUUUUCCUUCCCCAGUAGUUCCUUUCCUGUUCGCAGGUCUUCAUAACUCAACACUCAUCUUCUUUCUGGAAUUUAAUAUUACCAUCAUAUAUUUCAGGUCCUCAAAGGUGCAUCAUGAUACA
Molecule: messenger RNA, 1516 nt
Organism: Nicotiana tabacum (common tobacco)
Lineage: Eukaryota; Viridiplantae; Streptophyta; Magnoliopsida; Solanales; Solanaceae
Source: RefSeq, a predicted model, not a curated record